Molecule: messenger RNA, 5598 nt
Organism: Gallus gallus (chicken)
Lineage: Eukaryota; Metazoa; Chordata; Aves; Galliformes; Phasianidae
Gene: URI1
Product: URI1 prefoldin like chaperone
Exons: 11
Coding region: 382-1902 (506 amino acids)
Biological process (GO): negative regulation of transcription by RNA polymerase II; negative regulation of phosphatase activity
Molecular function (GO): transcription corepressor activity; chromatin binding; phosphatase inhibitor activity
Source: RefSeq, a predicted model, not a curated record
GGGCCCGGCUGGCUACCCAGAGUGCAGCAGGCAGGCAGGCGGCGGCGGCGGCGGCGGGCGGCCGGCUCCCAGCUGCCGGCGCUCCCGGUCCCGUCCCGUCCCUGCGGCGCAGCGGGAGCCGGGCCCAGGCGGCGGCGCGGCCCAGAAUGAGAGUGUGAGUGCGAUGCUUCCCUCGGCAGCGGCGCCCCGGGCCCAGGCGGCGGCGGCCCCCGCGUGGAUGCGGCUCUGGAGCCGGCGCUUCGCCCUGCACAAACAUUUCUAUAGGACUCAUUCGCCCUGCUGAGGAGAUCGGCCCGGCCCGGCCGCCCGUCCCCUAACUCCGCACCGCGGAGCGGCUCGCUCAGAGACUGCCGGCCCCGCGCCCGGCCCGGCCCGGCGGGCAUGGAGGCCCCCGGCGGCGCCUCGCCGCUCAGCCCCGCGUUGGUGGGCCGCCUCCGCCAGGAGCACGAGAAGGUGGUCACUACCUGCCAAGAGAAAAUCCAGCACUGGAAGAAGGUGGAGAGUGAUUAUGAAGUUCUUCAGGAACGACUCCGUACGUUGCCUGAUAAACUGUCCUAUGAUAUCAUGGUACCUUUUGGUCCUCUUGCCUUCAUGCCAGGAAAACUUGUCAACACCAAUGAGGUUACUGUUCUGCUUGGUGACAACUGGUUUUCAAAAUGCUCAGCGAAGCAGGCUGUUGAGCUGGUCGAGCACAGAAAAAAAUAUGUAAGGAAAGCCGUGGAUGAUUUGCAAAAAGUCAUGAAGAAUUUUGAAUCACGAGUUGAAUUCACAGAAGAUUUGCAGAAAAUGAGCGAUGCUGCAGGUGAUUUUGUUGACAUAAGAGAAGAAAUUAAAGACGAUAGCAUUGAAACAAAAGGCAAAUACAGAACAGCUCACAAACCUCAUUCAAAACCCAAAGUAUCAGAUGCUUUUGAGGUAGAUUUUCUGGCGAAUGGAAGGGACACGAAAUCAGUGGGCCGCUUUCAAUCGGAGGAGGAGCUGUGGGCCCGCUUGGAAGAGCUUGAGAGACAAGAGGAGAUACUUGGUGAACUUGACAGGAUGCCUGAUACAGUUGAGACAAAUGGAGAAGAUACAACCUCCUCAGAAGAGGAAAAGGAGGAUAAGAGAAUGGAUCUCAAUGGAACAUACAGAGUAGAAGACUGUAUUACUCAGGGCAACUUCCAGAAAGAAGUAACGAAUUCAGACUUGUUUGUUCGCCAUGUAAAUGGCUCUACGUAUUACCACAGUGACGAUGAAGAUGACACAGAUGUUGGAGAUAGCUCCGUUCCAACUAUUUUUUUCUCUCAUACUGUUGAACCUAAAAGGGUAAGAAUAAACACAGGAAAAAAUACUACUUUGAAAUUCAGUGAAAAGAAAGAAGAGGCCAAGCGUAAAAGGAAGAACAGCAAUGGCAACGGCCAUGGCCAUGCAACUCCAGAACUGCCUAACAUCAAAACGCCAGCAGACAUUUACCGAGUCUUUGUUGAUGUUGUGAAUGGAGAAUAUGUCCCUCGUAAAUCAAUUUUGAAGUCUCGAAGCAGAGAGAAUAGUGUUUGUAGCGAUACCAGUGAGAACAGUGCUGCUGAGUUUGAUGACAGACGAGGAGUUCAGAGGAGUAUUAGCUGUGAUGAAGCUACUCAGAGUGACAACAGCGAAGGCAUACUGGAGGAAGAGGAGGAGGUGGGGCAGCAGCAGCUACCAAAAAAGCUUCCUGCCUCUUCAGGGACAACUGAGGCAUUUUCUGGAACCGUCAUAGAAAAGGAGCCUUUGUCUCCCUCCCUGAUACCACACCCAGUCAUUGCUCACCCUGUCCUGCCUACCAUUCUGGAGCAGAAAUCGGAGGAAGUUUUGUCCAAAGCAUCAGAAGAAACCACAAAGAGGAUAUCAAAAUUCAAAGCUGCCAGAAUGCAGCAGACUAACUAGGCCUUGCCUAGAUGCCCGAGUUUGAGUACUGAUGUCUAGUUUCACAUUUGUUGAGAUGAUGUAAAGCUAUAUGCGUUACACCUAGCUAGUUAAAACGGUCUCCUGUGUUGAUUUGGCAUUGUUUAUCUUUCAAACUUCUGUUGGCAACGUUUGAAAACAGUUUGGUGUUUGAACAGUUAAAUAUUCAUCUUUUUUUUGUUGAUUUCCCUGUAUGCUGUCAGCACCUUUGUGUAUGUUUGCCUUAUGAUAGCAGCACUCGGGUUAUUUUUCAAAAAAUGUUCUUUACAUACAUUGUUUUUGUGUUUAAACCUAAAUACAGGCAGUUCUGUGCCAGCUGUGAUGUUCUGCAUACCAUAUGGACUGUUUUAAGGAAACUUUCACAUUUCAAAUAGAUUCAACAAUUAUAUUGCAUUACUUGCUUUAGCAUUCUAAGACACACUUGUAUUCCCAUUGCUGUAGGUUUUGCAACUAGGUGUCUGCUAAAAGUCUUUUUUUUUUUUUCCUUCUAUCAAACCUCUCUGAUAUCUCCCUGUACAGAUCUAUAAAACACUGGGUUCACAUACAUUGCAGGGAAGUUUCUUUGAUGGAAAAGGGUAUUUUGUAAAAUUAAAUUUUCAGUAAAAAAGCUGUGGAAGUUGUGCGUUUUCUGUUCUACUGUAAUUUGGAAAACAGCACAGGAGGGUUUUUGUUUUGAGUGCGCGUUUCCAACUUGGAGUGUCUGCAACCACAUGGAUAUAAAAGCAGCCCGUUCUCUUCUGCCAUUGUUUUUUAACCUCCCGUUAAUGAAUGUCCAUAGAAACUGAAUGCUCUUAAGGAGAGAAGCAUAAACUCAGACUAUGAUUACAAAACCUCCCAGUUCUUUUAUAUAUGCAGAAAACAUUGUAAUUGUUUUGGGAAUGGCCAGAGGCAGUCAGCACUAAGGAAGAAUGUCUCAGUCCUUCAGCUUCUUUUCAGAAUGUAGUUGUGCCACACCACUUGGGGUACGGUUUUGUGCCUGGUUUUCUGGACUGUGAGCGGUCCUUCCUGCCAUCCCUCCCUUGUGCUGACAUAACUUUUGUUGGGGCCACUCCUUGAAUGAUAGAUAAUAUGAGCUGGGUUUCAGAAACAAAUUACUGGUUUUCUUGUUUGUUGUUGUUUUCAAUGGUUGUGCGUGUUUGUUUGAAGCUAGUGAGUUGCCUGAUCUUUCACAGCAUGUUUGUGUCAGCACAGUGAUGGGUGCAGUGCAUUGAGCAAGGACAAGAUGUGUGGAGAGAUGGAGAAACUUCCAGUGAUGCUGUGAGCUGACAUUAUUAAACCAGUGUCUGAAAGUGAGGCAGAAAGACAUACAAGGUGUAAGAAAGAAUUUGCUCUUGCUACAGCUCUGUGACUUCGGGAACGUGCAGCCUUGGAACCCCCGGUGUCUGCUUCACACACUGUGAGCAGGAUAUCUCCUAAUGCUGCUCCUCAGUUCCCCUAUAAUAACCAAGCCUUGUGCUUAUGGUCUCCUGCUCGGCAGCAGUGACGACAGCAAGGCACAGCUUCCAUCUCUUACCCACUGAAAGCAAGAGGCUGCAUGGCCAUGGGGUGCAGGAGCGCCUUGCACUGACUGCAGGAGGCACCCGGGGUCGGUGCCCAGCUCCUGUGGCCUGCUGGUAGGAGUUGGGGGGGCACGGUUUUAGGCAGCCUCUAGAAUCCUGUUGAAAGUGUUAAUGAUUAACUUGAUUCAUGCUCAAAUGUGGAUUUUUUUUUUUUUUUAAAGCAUAUUGCAUUAGUACUAAAAUAAGCCAUCAAUGCCAGUCCACCCUCUAUUCACGGCUAAAUAUUUAAAGGAGGUUAUUUAUAGCUUCUUUAAUGAAUUCUUGGCUAAACAAAAUGAAAUUAUGUCCUAGAAAAGUAGAAGCUAUUUUGUAACCAGAACAGUGCAACUGUAAAAUAUAGUGCCAUGAAUAUGUAUUUUAAAUAACAAGGGCUUGAGAUCCAAGACUACCAGACAUGGGUAAUUAGAGGGAAAAGGAGAGAAAGAAAGGGAGAGAGAGGGGGGGAAAAAAACCUUUAAAAAGAUUUAUUUAGAUAUCUUCUGAAAUACUUCCCGCUUCUGGUUACUUGAACAAAACCAAAUGCCCCUUGUCACUAUAGAUCAGUUUCAAAUCAAAAUUAAUUCUUUGCUUGUUUUCUUCUUCUUCUUUCCCCUCCCCUUUUUCACAUCCCCGCUCACGGGAAAAAGUAGAAUAAUUGCACCUUGGGUUUUAAUGAAUUAUGGCCUCGGUUCAGGGAAGCAUCCUUACUCAGGAAUGCACUUUGGCAUGUGUUCAUGUCUCAAAGAUUUUGCAGAGAAGAAUGGAUUUAACCACAUGCUUAAAACUGAGCACAUGAGUGUUUUCCCUAAUAGGGAGCCUGGAUGCGUCUGUGCCCUUUUUGCAGUAUGUCUAAUUGUCAGAGGGUUUGCGGACUGGAAUAAUCCUUCCUAUUCAGUCUCUUCACUUGGACCUUACCAUUAGAUUCGCCGCGUGUCACCUCUAAGAAGAAGAAAUAGAAUCAUGGAAUCAUUAAGGUUGGAAAAGACCUCUAAGGUCAUUUUGUCCAACCAUCCACCCACCACCACGACUGUCCUCUAAACCGUGUCCCCAAGUACCACAUCUAUGCAUUCCUGGAGCCUCCAGGGAUGCUGACUCCACCACCUCCCAGGGCAGCCUGUGCCAAUCCUUGCCAUUCUUUCAGAGAAGACGUUUUUCCUACUACAUAAAUCUUAGGAAUAUAUGAAUAGCUUUAGGAUUUCUGUAGAAUGUUUGCAAAUGCUCAACAACAACAACAAAAAAAAUGUGACGUGGGUAAAAAUCUCCCAAAGCAGGAGAGCAAGGAUAAAAAAUGAGAAGGCCCAUCUUGGCGAGGACUGAAAAUUGGCUUUUUGUGCCACACAGAAGCCAACAAGUCAACGCGGGUGGCCACCAACGCAUGGAGGACAUGAGCUGUCUUAAACUCACUGCCAAGAAUCUGAGGCACGUACGGUUCUUGGUAGUAAAUGAAUGUCAGCAGGAGCGUCUUUUCCCCCCAGUGCUAGAGUUAAGAGAUUUUUCUCACUCUAAUAGUAAUAACUGUACAGUCGAAUUGAUUCCUGGAUGGCUUUUCCAGCUGCAGGAAGGGCUCCUUGUGCUGUGUGCGGUGCUGCCCAUGCUCCCCAGCAUGGGGCAGGGAAGGGUUUGGGGUCCUCCUGCUGCAAGUGUGAGGAUCCUCCAGUGGAGCAGCAUGAGGGACAGGGCUGGGGCUGUGGGGUUUGGGCUGGGGCAGCUGUGCUUGCAUGCACCGCCCCAUCCCCAACUGAUUGCAUCAGUUAAGCACCGCAAAUCACCUGCUCUGUUUUCAGCCUCAUUAAAAGGCAAACUGGUCGCCCAAUCUUUGUAAUUGGCUGCAAGUAAGCUGGGCACCUGUUUGUAUGCAGUAAAGGGCUCACAUGGGGAGGUUCUCCUGAAGCAGAGGCUGGAGAAGGUGUGGGGCAGCGGAGCCAUAUAGUGCCAGCACAGAGGUAAGCUGGCUUUGUGUGCCUCUCUCCUGUAAGACUAGUUGCACUUAGCGCCUUUCAUUGCUCACUUAGAGCAUCUAAAGCAGCAGAUUUUUGUAUGUUUCAAGAGUGUCUGAAACAGCUGUUUUAGCUGUUCAUUUUAACAAAGUGAUUUAUGUUGCAAAAAAUGAGCUGGGAUUAAAAGAAAUCAGAUGUGUGUA